Molecule: messenger RNA, 2428 nt
Organism: Chlamydomonas reinhardtii
Lineage: Eukaryota; Viridiplantae; Chlorophyta; Chlorophyceae; Chlamydomonadales; Chlamydomonadaceae
Exons: 12
Coding region: 361-2085 (574 amino acids)
Source: RefSeq, a predicted model, not a curated record
GCUACAAAUAAGCCAUCGCCAAACAGUGCGAGGGGAGAGCCGCCGCGAGGAAAACCGCAAACCGCAGGCAAUUCAGGCACAGCUCAAACUCCUCGAAGCGCAGGCACAAAAUCUAGCAACCUAGCUCCUGCCACAAAGCAGUCUCGAAACUUGUCUGGCAAUGUUGGGAGCUCGCCAGAGCGGGUUGGUGGCUAUGCGGCUGGCGACGCCCCAGAGAAGCGGAAGAACCCCGAGCUUUAUGGGGGCCUGCAGACAGCCGCGGCCGGCGGCGCCGCUUCAGCUGCGGCUGCGGUUGCGGCAUCCGCCUCCGCUCCGCCCACCUCCUCCGCUGCUACUGCCGCCGAGCCGGCUGUCAGCUAUAUGCUCAGCGCCCGCAAGCCGCCGCCGCCGCCCACCGCUGCUACAGCCGCCGAGCGGCGGCGCCUGACGCCUCUGGCUCACAAGCCCGAGGUGUUGGCCCCGGUGGGGGGCUGGCCGCAGCUGCGGGCGGCGGUGGAGAACGGCGCCGACGCGGUGUACUUUGGGCUGGAGGACUUCAACGCGCGGGCGCGAGCCGCCAACUUCACACUGGAGGAGCUGCCCGCCGUCAUGUCGUACCUGCACGCCCGCGGCGUCAAGGGUUUCAUCGCGCUCAACGUGCUUGUGUUUGAUGAGGAGCUGGCGGCGGUGGAGGAGCGCGUGCGGGCCAUGGCGGCGGCGGGCGUGGACGCAGUCAUUGUGCAGGACUGGGGUGUGGUGGAGCUCAUGCGGCGGGUGGCUCCGGGUCUUCCCGUGCACGGCAGCACGCAGAUGAGCAUCACCAGCGGGGAGGGCGCGGCGUGGGUGGCGGGGCUGGGCGUGGAGCGGGUGGUGGUGGGCCGCGAGCUCAGCGUGCGCGAGAUUGCCAAGGUCCGGGACGCGGUGCCCGGCACGGAGGUGGAGGCGUUCGUGCACGGCGCGCUGUGCGUGUCGUACAGCGGCCAGUGCUUCAGCAGCGAGGCCUGGGGGGGCAGGAGCGCCAACAGGGGGCAGUGCGCGCAGGCCUGCCGCCUGCCGUACGGGCUGCUGGUGGACGGGCUGCUGCGGGAGCUGGGUGACGUCAGCUACCUGCUGAGCCCGCAGGACCUCAUGGCGGUGGAGCAGGUGCCUGACCUGAUCGCUGCGGGGGUGUCGUGCUUCAAGAUUGAGGGCCGGCUCAAGGGACCCGAGUACGUGGCGCUCACCACACAGGAGGUCAGCGGCCGCGUGGGCGAGCCGCUGACACUAACCCUGCGCGCGCUCGACACCCCCGGCGCCUCCUCCCCCUCCUCCCCCUCUGGCACCGGCUGCACCGCCGCCUCCGCCUCCACCUCUGUGCUGCUGGCCGCCGCCUCCAAGCGGCCCCUGACUGCGGAGGAGGUGGCGAAGGGGCUGGGGCCCAACCUGGGCGACCCCACCCUGGUGGUGCCGCCGGGGGGGCUGGACGUGAGCGGGCUGGAGCUGGAGGCGGGCCUGUUCCUGCCCGCCUCGGAGCUCAAGGCGGUGCGCCGGGCCGCAGUGGAGGCCCUGCUGGCCGCCCGCGCCGCCGCCGCCCUCCGCACCGCGCACGGCAUGGCGCCCGGGCCCCUGCUGCCGCAGCUGCUGGCGGCGGCGGCGGCGGAGCCGGCCCCGCCGCAGGCGCUGGCGCUGGUGCGCUCGCUGGCGUGCACGGGCCCGGUGCUGCCCAGCGGCGCGGCGCGGGCGCCGGAGGCGGAGGCGGAGGCCGGCGGUGGCGGCGGUGCUGGUGCUGGUGCUGGUGCUGGCGUGUUCUUCCUGCGCGACCUGCUGCGUGCGGGUGUGCGCACACUGCGGCUGGAGCUGGUGGACGAGGCGCCGCAGGCCGUGGCGCCGCUGCUGGAGGGGUACAGGGAUGUGGUGUUGGGCCGGCGCGGCCCCGGUGACCUGUGGCGCUGGCUGGCCACCCUCACGGACGCCAACGGCGCGGCGCACGGCGUGGACGCCGGCUCGCUGCAGCCGGCGCGGGAGCGGGCGCGCGGCGACAUGAAGCCCACAGCCGCGGCGCUCAAGCAGCAGCAGCAGCAGCAGGGGGAGAAGGGGCGGGAGGCGGCGGGGUCGGCGCGGCGGUGAGGCAGGGAGGUAGGGAGGCAGGGAGGAACGGAGGGGGAGGUGGCUGAUGAGGUGGGAACGGUGUGGGCACAUGAGGGCGACGCUUGCAUCGAAUGGGCUUAGCCCGGGAGUCCCGGGGGGCGGCCUGACCGUACGGUGCUUUACCCUGGUGAUGCUGUGGGGCCGGGCGGGGCCGGGAGGGGGCCGUUUGACGUGCGACUGCUCGGCAAUGCCCGGGCUGCAGGGGGCUUCCAGGUUGAGCUCGACGCUCUUCGGGUGCUGUUGCUGGGGGAAGAAGCCAUGCGCUGGACCAAAACGUGCGCAGCUGUGCGCACUUCCUGCUUGGCUGAUCGGCCUGAUCUCU